AUGCCUGUUGACAAAAUUUUGGCGCAGAUUAAGGAUGAGCAUUAUCUCAAAUGGCCAAGGCCAUUACAUUCGUCCCCUAACGUCUAUGACAAGAAGAAGUACUGCUGGUUCCACAAGGAUCACAGCCACUACACAGAGCAUUGCAGGGACCCAAAGGAACAGAUAGAGGAGCUUAUAUGGAAUGGGAAACUGCAGAAGUAUGUGAAAAAGGGGGAAUCCAGUAGAUUUAGAGGCGAUAACAAGAACCAGCGUGAAUUUUCACCUAGCGACGAGGAUCACACGUCCCAACACCCACCAAAUGUGAUCGGGGAAAUCAAGAUGAUCACAGGUGGCCCAUCCACGGGUGGGUCGUUCAAAUCCUUAAAGAAAGCGUAUCAAAGGCAGGUGAACAGCGUCCAUAGGAUGCCCCCAUUUAAACAGAGAUGGACGGACCAAGACAUGUGUUUCUCAGAUGAAGAUGCUAGGGGGGUGAAGCAACCUUAUGACGAUCCUUUGGUCAUAAUGCUCGUGAUAGAAGGAUUCAAUACCAGGAGAAUUCUUGUGGAUAAUGGUAGCUCAGCUGACAUCAUAUACCUCUCUGUUUUCCAGCAGCUGAAGCUAGAUCUAGGAAGGCUACGCCCAUUUGACUCUCCCUUCGUCAGUUUCAGUGGAGACAGGGUGUAUCCCAAAGGUAUAAUGUCACUGACGGUGAUAGUGGGGGCUCACCUGAGAUAA
Quercus lobata is the source of this 714-nucleotide messenger RNA. RefSeq lists its product as uncharacterized. Bases 1 to 714 code for a protein of 237 amino acids. The transcript has a single exon. Lineage: Eukaryota; Viridiplantae; Streptophyta; Magnoliopsida; Fagales; Fagaceae. The record is from RefSeq and is a predicted model, not a curated record.